Messenger RNA from Hibiscus syriacus, 1431 nucleotides. Its product is annotated as putative clathrin assembly protein At2g25430. The record is from RefSeq and is a predicted model, not a curated record. Gene Ontology annotation, molecular function: 1-phosphatidylinositol binding; SNARE binding; clathrin heavy chain binding. The transcript is spliced from 2 exons. Bases 1 to 1431 code for a protein of 476 amino acids. Gene Ontology annotation, cellular component: clathrin-coated pit; clathrin-coated vesicle. Gene Ontology annotation, biological process: clathrin-dependent endocytosis; vesicle budding from membrane; clathrin coat assembly. Lineage: Eukaryota; Viridiplantae; Streptophyta; Magnoliopsida; Malvales; Malvaceae.
AUGAACAGGCGAUUCCAACAAGCUUUCAACGCUUUAAAGGAGCAUACAUGCGUCAACUAUGCUAAAUUAGCCACCAUCGGUGGCCUCGGCAACGUUGAUCUCAUCCUCGUAAAGGCAACGGCUCCCACUGACUUGCCUUUGGCCGAUAAAUACGUCCAUCAGCUUCAGAAGAUAUUCGCCGUUUCCCCUCCUUGUUGUCGAGCUUUCUCGCACAGCUUCGCUCGUCGUUUUGGGAAGACACGAAGCUGGCGAGUCGCGUUGAAAUGCUUACUCCUCCUUCACCGGUUGCUUCGUUCGUUGCCCGAAGACAGCCCUUUUCGAACCGAACUCUUGAUUAACCGAUCCAACGGCUCCAUCUCCUUGUACCCUUGUCGUUUCCAGGAUGUUUCGUCGUCGAAUCCCGGGAGUUUCACCAUGUUUAUCCGAUCGUACGCUCAUUUGCUAGACGAAGUCUCCAACGAAGAUAAUCAUCACUCCGGAAUGUCGGAUGACAAAACGGAAGAAAUCGGAACGGUUCUGGAGGUGUUGCGACGGAUACAAAGCCUGAUCGAUCGAGUCAUCGAUUGCCGACCGACUGGUAUCGCAGCCCGAAGCUUCUUGAUUCAGACAGCGAUGAAAUACAUCAUUCGGGACAGCUUCGUAUGUUACACCGUGUUCCGAAAGGACAUCGUUCUGGUGUUGGAAAACCUGUUCCAGAUGCCGUACCGGAGAUGCAUAUCGGCUUUCGGGAUAUACAAGAAAGCAGCCUUGCAAGGGAAUCAGUUGUGGGAGUUUUAUCAAUGGUGUAAGCUCAUGGGAGUCUGUGGAUCCUACGAAUAUCCAUUCGUGGAUCGGAUCCCAUUGAUUCAAAUUCAUGCUCUUGAAACUUUCAUCAAAGGAAUGUGGGAACUAACAGAUGAAGAUGAUCAUCAAUCCUCCUCGUCAACGCCUGAGAAGGUUACUGAAGAUGAUCAAGAAGAAAGGGAGCCAUUGAUUCUGCUUGAUGAUCAUGCACAUGAUGAAACUGAUAACUGGGAAGAUAUAUUGGAAGCCUCAAUUGUUGGAUUCAACGACCAUAACCAUGGAACUAAUGGGAAAGAAGAAUGGAAGAUUGAAGCUUAUAAUCCUUUUGAGUCUGCAAAAUAUGUUUUCAAUUUUAUAUGUUCAAAAGAGGUGGUUGCCAUCCCACCUGGUACGACCACUUGGCCGGCUCCUCCUCCAAGACAUUAUCCACCUCAUCUACCUGUUGCCGGCACCGGAGUUUUCCUACCUCCACCGGGCUUCGAUAAUUCAUCACCUCAACUAUUGCCAACUACUGGAACUGAACUCAACAUUCCCUUUGACGCAACUUCCCCACCCGAAAAAGAGAAUGACCCUCAGAAACCCGAUCUUAACACAACUGCUCCUGGACAAGCUUGGAUGGAAAAUAGAGAAACCAAGACAGCACAGUAG